Messenger RNA from Colletotrichum spaethianum, 762 nucleotides. RefSeq lists its product as uncharacterized. Gene Ontology annotation, cellular component: nucleus. The transcript has a single exon. The record is from RefSeq and is a predicted model, not a curated record. Bases 1 to 762 code for a protein of 253 amino acids. Gene Ontology annotation, biological process: DNA alkylation repair; regulation of DNA-templated transcription. Lineage: Eukaryota; Fungi; Ascomycota; Sordariomycetes; Glomerellales; Glomerellaceae.
AUGCCUCCCCGACCAAACGCCAGGCCAUCGCCCACGCACUUCUUGUGCAUUCCUCUGGUUACUCCAGCAUCGCGGCCUCAGCUUUCUAAGAGCUUGGCCGCCUUUAAGGCGGACGUUACCAGCCAGGACAGCUUUGCAAUCCCUACAGACGCAGUACGCCCCCUCAGCACCUUGCACCUAACCCUCGGAGUCAUGAGCUUCCCCAACAAUGAAGGUAUCGACAAAGCCAUCGAAGUCCUCAAGGGUUUGAAUCCUCGAGAGAUCCUCGCCGGCAUCAAGCCUCUGUCCGCCCUCACAUCGUUGGCUGCCCCGGCCCAGGCGUCGAAUACCCUUGUAGCCGCCCAGCCGCUUUCCUCGCUGAACAUCACGCUCCGCGGCUUACACUGCAUGAAGUCCGGUCCCAAGGCCGACCCUAGCAAAGCAUCAGUUCUCUACGCGCCGCCGACACACUCCGAGGGCACCUUCCAGACGUUUUGUGAGAAGAUCAAGACCGUCUUCGAGGAGGCUCAGGUCAUGGACAAGGACAGCCGCGGACUGCUGCUGCACGCUACGAUUGUCAACACCAUCUACGUCAAGGGCGCCCGGGGCAAGAAAGGUUCGAAGCUGACCAUCGACGCGACGGACAUCCUCGACCGGUACGACGAUUACGUUUGGAUGGAGGACGUUCCCGUGGAGAAGAUCGCCAUUUGCCGUAUGGGAGCCAAGAAUAUUGAGGGUGUGGAUGAUCAGGAAUACGAAGUCGAGGCUGAGAUCGACUUCUAA